GAGUGUUUACCUUUUCACUUUUCGGAUGCAUCCUUGAGCUCUGGUUUGCAGGAUGGACUCGCUGUUUUCUGUAGUUGGAACUUAUGUAAACUGGGAUGUCAAAAGUCUGCUUGUUUUCAUCACGAUUUUUGUCCUCACUAUAGAUUACAUAAAGAACCGCCGGUCGGCUAGCUUCCCUCCAGGACCCUGGGCUUUACCGAUUCUUGGCAACUUGUUUUCUUUAGACCUUGACCGUAACGGGACUCAUGAGAAUCUGACGCAGUUCGCAGAGAAAUAUGGAGACGUGUACAGCCUGAGAAUGGGUCAGGAGUGGAUGGUGGUCUUGAACGGCUUUGAGGUUUUGAAAGAGGCUCUUGUAAAUCAAGGAGACUGUCUGGCUGACCGUCCACCCCUCCCUCUCUGCAUUGAUGCUUGCCAUGGACUCGGUAUCAUUUUUAGUAAUGGGCACUCCUGGAAGCAGCAGAGGCGUUUUGCUCUUUCAACCCUCAAAUACUUUGGAUUUGGAAGGAGGUCCCUUGAACCUGUGGUUUUGGAUGAGUUAACAUUUUGUUUAAAACAGCUAAAGAGCUUUAAAGGUAAACCCUUCAAUCCACACCUUCCCAUACACAAUGCUGUCUCCAACAUCAUCUGCUCUCUGGUUUUUGGGCAUCGCUUUGAGUACAAUAAUGAAAAAUUCAGAAAACUGAUAGGCUGGUUUGAGUCAGCUCUCCAGAUUGAGGCCUCAAUUUGGGCACAGUUGUACAACUCAUUCCCUUGGCUGAUGAGAUGUUUGCCAGGGCCACACAAGACAGUCCUGCAGAUGUGGGAAGAUGUACGAGAGUUCAUAAGAGAAGAGCUGAAGGAGCACAAACAAAACUGGGACCCAGCUGACCCAAGAGACUACAUCGACUGCUACCUGAAAGAGAUAGAGAUGGCUAAGGGACAGUUUGACAGCACUUUUGAUGAAGAAAACCUGGAGUUGUGUGUAAUGGAUCUUUUUGUGGCUGGUUCAGAGUCCACAUCCACCACCCUCCGCUGGGCGUUUCUCUACAUGGCAAAGUACCCAGAGAUCCAGGCAAAGGUCCAGGCUGAGAUAGACGCAGUGAUUGGUCAGUCCAGACCACCCUCAACAGAAGAUCGUGUGAACCUGCCAUAUACAGACGCUGUCCUUCAUGAGAUCCAGAGAAUUGGCAACGUAGCUCCUCUCAGCUUGCCUCAUAUGACCAACAAAGAUCUCCAGCUGGGGGGCUACACAAUCCCAAAGGGUGUUAUGAUCAUUCCAAAUCUGACCUCAGUGCUUCUUAACAAGAAAGAGUGGGAGACGCCCUACACCUUCAACCCAGGACACUUCCUGAAUAAGGAGGGCAAGUUUGUGAAGCCAGCUGCUUUCAUGCCUUUCUCUGCAGGGAAGCGGAUAUGUCUUGGUGAGAACCUUGCAAAGAUGGAACUUUUCCUCUUCUUCACCUCCUUCAUGCAAAACUUCACCUUCUCCAUGCCUGCUGGAGUGAAGCCAGUGUUGGACAGCUGCUUUGGUGUCACUCUGGCACCACAUCCAUAUGAAAUCUGUGCAACCUCACGUUAAGCAAUAAUCAGACUGUCACACAUAACAAAUAAAGACAAAUUAAUCAGUAA
This is a messenger RNA of Cheilinus undulatus (humphead wrasse), 1611 nucleotides long. RefSeq names its product cytochrome P450 2J4-like. Lineage: Eukaryota; Metazoa; Chordata; Actinopteri; Labriformes; Labridae. Gene Ontology annotation, biological process: xenobiotic metabolic process. The transcript has 9 exons. Gene Ontology annotation, cellular component: intracellular membrane-bounded organelle; cytoplasm. Bases 53 to 1561 code for a protein of 502 amino acids. Gene Ontology annotation, molecular function: oxidoreductase activity, acting on paired donors, with incorporation or reduction of molecular oxygen, reduced flavin or flavoprotein as one donor, and incorporation of one atom of oxygen; iron ion binding; heme binding. The record is from RefSeq and is a predicted model, not a curated record.